Kazachstania africana CBS 2517 is the source of this 981-nucleotide messenger RNA. It is a transcript of the gene BUB3, whose product is annotated as Bub3p. Gene Ontology annotation, biological process: mitotic spindle assembly checkpoint signaling. The coding region runs from base 1 to 981 and encodes 326 amino acids. Gene Ontology annotation, molecular function: ubiquitin binding. Lineage: Eukaryota; Fungi; Ascomycota; Saccharomycetes; Saccharomycetales; Saccharomycetaceae. Gene Ontology annotation, cellular component: mitotic checkpoint complex; kinetochore; bub1-bub3 complex. The record is from RefSeq and is a predicted model, not a curated record. The transcript has a single exon.
AUGAACAAUUCAACGCAUAAGCUACUUCCCGAUGUUCCUGAUGACUACAUAAGUGACAUUAAAAUCUUUGAAAAUAAAAUAUUAGUCACUGCCUGGGAUGGUACGUUGUCAGUCUAUGAAGUCAAUAACGAGAGUACAGAAGUGACUCUUUCAAGCAGAGUGACACAUAAUUUUCCUCUGUUAACAUCCUGUAUGAUCGAUUCGAUGAUUUACGUUGGUAGCGUCCAAGGUGAACUGUUGAAGUACGAUCUCGAGAAAGGUGCACUUAACCAAUUGUUUAACAAUGAUGACGACAAUCAAAUAGCACAGUUAGGCAUCUGUAAAAUGUUCCAGUGCAAGGACAGAUGUCUACUAGCUGCAUCAUGGGACGGUAUACUGCAGUUUAUAAAUACCGAGACAUAUCAACUGAUAAAAGUGAUACGGUUGGCAGUAAAUGUAAAAGUUCUGACAAUGGAUUGUGACGGUGAACAAAUAGUAAUUGUCACUACGGGUAAUAAAAUUAGAUGGUUGAAGAAUUUAUUCGAUGAAUCUAGCCAAGAUGUCGAAAUCCAGUCUCCAUUGAAAUUUCAAAUUAGAGAUAUAAAAUUGACGACAAAUGGUACCGGCUAUGUCGUGAGUAGUAUUGAUGGACGUGUUGCAGUGGAAUAUUUCGAAGACCAAUCGAAACAAUUUGCAUUCCGUUGUCACAGAAUGAAUUUGACAGAUACCCAAUUUGUGUUCCCAGUGAACACACUAGCAUUCCUGCCAAAAUCGAAUACUCUGUACACAGGUGGCUCCGACGGCUGUGUUUCCUGUUGGAGUCUGGAUACAAAGAGAAAGAUUAGACAAUAUGCAAGAUUUGACUCCAACAGUGUAGUCAAAUUAUGUUGUAGCGAAAAGGCUCUAGUGAUUGCUACGUCGGAUGAUUCAUUCAAGACAAAUGCUACUGUCACGAGUGACAUAGAAUUACAAUCAAGUAAUAUAUACAUAGACUUCUUUUAA